AUGGAAAACGGAGGAGCAAAACAAUCACCCAAAAUGCUGCCCUUCACCCAACUUGAUCUAAUUGACGCGGAUCUUGCGGUCGCUUUGGCAUUGCAAGAACAAGAAAGGGUUUUUUCAUUGCUCGAAACCGUCGAGAGGGAUGGAUACGAUAACGACGUCGAUGAUGAUAGCGAUGUGUUCCACGAUCAAAACAACAACACCAGUUACGAGUAUAUUGAAGAUGGAGGUAACCUAGAGUUCCUCAAUAGACAAGAUAGCAACGAUUCCGAGGAUGACUACGAUAAUGAUGAUGAUGAUGACAACGAUGAUUUUGAAGAACAUGACAUCGAUCUUGACGAUUUUUCGUAUGAAGAAUUGAUCGCUCUGGGAGAACUAAUAGGAAUAGAGAGAAGAGGGUUAUCCGAGAAGGAAAUUUCUUCAUGCUUGGUGCCGGUUAAGUUCCAAUCCAUCGAACACGAGAACGAAAUUGAUCGGUGCGUAAUUUGUCAAGUGGAAUACGGAGAAAACGACGAAGGACUAGUUGCACUUCCUAAUUGUAAACAUCCAUAUCACUUGGAUUGCAUAAGCAAGUGGCUUCAAAUGAAGAAGCUAUGUCCCAUUUGCAGCACUGAAAUUUCAUCAUCCAUCCAUCAAUGCUAA
This is a messenger RNA of Gossypium raimondii (Peruvian cotton), 639 nucleotides long. RefSeq names its product E3 ubiquitin ligase BIG BROTHER-related. The transcript has a single exon. The record is from RefSeq and is a predicted model, not a curated record. The coding region runs from base 1 to 639 and encodes 212 amino acids. NCBI's taxonomy places the organism in Eukaryota, Viridiplantae, Streptophyta, Magnoliopsida, Malvales, Malvaceae.